AUGACCCUCACAACACCGUUACCGACCGUCAUCUCUCGCUCCGCCGGGGAGCAGCGCAGGAGGGUGCUGCAGCUCUACCGCGACGCGCUCAGGGCAGCACCAGAUAUUCUCGAAAUGUACAGGAUGCCGUACGGACUCUGGCAGUUCCGAAAUCGCAUCCGCGCCGAAUUCGCCAAAAACCUCACCGUAACUGACCACCAGGUCAUCGACGUCCUUAUCUUCAAAGGCCGCAACGAGCUGACGGAAACCACCGAGCAAUGGAAACAAGACGACCACGUGCAGCGCUUCUUCCCGAAGGACACCUACGCCCAGCCCGAGAGGCAGGUCAGACCUGGCGAAGACGAUCUGGGACGACGGGCAGAUGGGCGGGGCGUGUCGGAGUUUUUGGCCAAUUUCUAUGAGGGACAUUCGGCGGGUCUGAGGGGGAACGAUUAUGCUUAG
Messenger RNA from Fimicolochytrium jonesii, 441 nucleotides. RefSeq lists its product as uncharacterized. The coding region runs from base 1 to 441 and encodes 146 amino acids. The transcript has 2 exons. Lineage: Eukaryota; Fungi; Chytridiomycota; Chytridiomycetes; Spizellomycetales; Powellomycetaceae. The record is from RefSeq and is a predicted model, not a curated record. Gene Ontology annotation, biological process: response to oxidative stress.